Molecule: messenger RNA, 1232 nt
Organism: Myripristis murdjan (pinecone soldierfish)
Lineage: Eukaryota; Metazoa; Chordata; Actinopteri; Holocentriformes; Holocentridae
Product: tripartite motif-containing protein 35-like
Exons: 4
Coding region: 36-1232 (398 amino acids)
Biological process (GO): protein ubiquitination
Molecular function (GO): zinc ion binding; ubiquitin-protein transferase activity
Source: RefSeq, a predicted model, not a curated record
CUGACUUCCUGUUUGAACUGUCUGCCUGAGACAAAAUGGCUUCCAGGUCAGAGGAGGAUCUCUGCUGUCCUGUCUGCCAUGACAUCUUUAAAGAUCCUGUGGUCCUGUCAUGUAGCCACAGCUUCUGCAAAGCCUGUCUGCAGAGGUGGUGGACAGAGAAACCAACAAAAGACUGUCCAGUUUGUCAGAGAAGAUCUUCAAAGAGUGAUCCACCCCGUAAUUUGGCACUGAAGAACCUGUGUGAGGCCUUCUUACUGCAGAGAGAUCAGAGAGCUUCAGCAGGGUCGGAGCUCCUCUGCAGUCUGCACUCUGAGAAACUCAAGCUGUUCUGUCUGGACCAUCAGCAGCCAGUGUGUCUCGUCUGUCUGCAUUCAGACAAACACACCGACCACAAGUUCAGACCCAUCGACGAAGCUGCUCAGGAUCACAGAGAAGAACUUCAGAAAUCACUGAAGCCCUUCCAGGAGAAACUGAAGGUCUUUAAUAAAGUCAAAGGAAACUGUGAUCAAACAGCAGAGCACAUUAAGGUCCAGGCCCAACGCACAGAGAGGCAGAUUAAGGAGGAGUUUAAGAAGUUUCACCAGUUUCUCCAAGAGGAAGAGGAGGCCAGGAUCGGCGCUCUGAGGGAGGAAGAGGAGCAGAAGAGUCGGACGAUGAAGAAGAAGACGAAGGGUCUUAACAGAGAGAUAGCAGCCCUUUCAGACACAAUCAGAGCCACAGAGAAGGAGCUGAGAGCUGAAGACGUCUCAUUCCUCCACAACUACAAGGCUACAGUGGAGAGAGUCCAGCGCCCCCUGCUGGAGGAUCCACAGCUGCUCUCAGGAGCUCUGAUAGACGAGGCCAAACACCUGGGCAACCUGAGCUUCACUGUCUGGGACAAGAUGAAGGAGGUGGUCUCCUACACUCCUGUGGUUCUGGACACCAACACUGCCCAUCCAGCACUCUUCCUGUCUGAAGAUCUGACCAGUGUGGGACUAGGAGAGAGACAGAAACUUCCAGAUAAUCCAGAGAGAUUUGACUUCUGUUACCCCUUUGUACUGGGAUCUGAGGGCUUCAACUCAGGGACUCACAGUUGGGAUGUUGAGGUUGGAGACAGUGCAGGCUGGGUCCUGGGUGUGACAGAAGGGUCUGUCCAGAGGACAUCGGAAAUUUGGGCCCCCUGGAAGACCCUGGAGGACCCUUGGGGGUCCCCGGCCCCCACAUUGAAAACCACUGAGUUGGACUCCAGGUAA